AUGUUCGAGGUUGAAGUUCGGCGCACAGGGUAUACCUCUCCAAGAAAGCUAGGGCUUAAGAGACAUCGAGGGCCUACGGAGAUCAAACUCCCUCGCAACGCCAAAACGCCAAAGGAGAUAGUUGACAUCCUGAUUUCUGCAGGCUUGAACUCUAACAUACUCUGGAUAGAAUAUUCCAGAGGCUGCUUUGACCGACAUUGCAUGGAGCUUCUCAUCAAACAAGCUGGGAUGUCGCCCGAAUCAAUCCUUCCGCUUCCCGAUAGAUGUGGGACGGUUCUGCAAGAUUUAAUGCUUUGCCUACCGGGCCUGGCCUCGUACAAACUCGGUCGCAUUGCUCCGUUGAUGAAUACAGAGAAUCCAAAUUUGCAGCGACUGCAUUUCUCAGAUGCGGAUGCUGCGGUUCUCUCCGAUGUUCUUAACCUCUGGGUCUUCAAGUAUGGGGGAUCUGAAACGGUCUAA
This is a messenger RNA of Cladophialophora bantiana CBS 173.52, 459 nucleotides long. RefSeq lists its product as uncharacterized. The record is from RefSeq and is a predicted model, not a curated record. The coding region runs from base 1 to 459 and encodes 152 amino acids. NCBI's taxonomy places the organism in Eukaryota, Fungi, Ascomycota, Eurotiomycetes, Chaetothyriales, Herpotrichiellaceae. The transcript is spliced from 2 exons.